AGGAGCAGGGAGGAGGCCCCGGCCAUGUUUGGGCUGGAGGGGAGGACGGAGGAGGUGGAGGCUUGAUAAACGCCGCCACAGCUGAUCCCCUCUCACUUCUGUCCUGCCCCCCCCACGUCCCAGCAGGCCUUGCACCGCAGCCACGUGUGACUCGGAGUCGUCGUAGUGUCGUCGUUCGCCCACAGCGCCCCCUGCAGUCAUGUGUGACGACGAGGAGAGCACCGCUCUGGUCUGUGACAACGGCUCCGGACUGUGUAAGGCCGGGUUCGCCGGAGACGACGCCCCCAGAGCCGUCUUCCCCUCCAUAGUGGGCCGGCCCAGACACCAGGGGGUGAUGGUGGGCAUGGGGCAGAAGGACAGCUACGUCGGGGACGAGGCCCAGAGUAAGAGAGGCAUCCUGACCCUGAAGUACCCCAUCGAACACGGCAUCAUCACCAACUGGGACGACAUGGAGAAGAUCUGGCAUCAUUCCUUCUACAACGAGCUGCGAGUGGCUCCAGAGGAACAUCCCACCCUGCUGACGGAAGCACCGCUCAACCCCAAAGCCAACAGGGAGAAGAUGACACAGAUCAUGUUCGAGACCUUCAACGUUCCGGCCAUGUACGUGGCCAUCCAGGCCGUCCUGUCGCUGUACGCCUCCGGUCGCACCACAGGAAUCGUCCUGGACUCCGGCGACGGCGUCACCCACAACGUGCCGAUCUACGAGGGCUACGCUCUGCCUCAUGCCAUCAUGAGGUUGGACCUGGCGGGACGCGACCUCACCGACUACCUCAUGAAGAUCCUGACCGAGAGGGGCUACAGCUUCGUCACCACCGCUGAGAGGGAAAUCGUCCGCGACAUUAAGGAGAAGCUGUGCUACGUGGCGCUGGACUUCGAGAACGAGAUGGGGACCGCCGCCACCUCGUCGUCCCUGGAGAAGAGCUACGAGCUGCCCGACGGACAGGUCAUCACCAUCGGCAACGAGAGGUUCCGCUGCCCCGAGACGCUUUUCCAGCCCUCCUUCAUCGGUAUGGAGUCGGCCGGCAUCCACGAGACGACCUACAACAGCAUCAUGAAGUGCGACAUCGACAUCCGUAAAGACCUGUACGCCAACAACGUCCUGUCGGGAGGAACCACCAUGUACCCGGGGAUCGCAGACCGCAUGCAGAAGGAGAUCACCGCCCUGGCCCCCAGCACCAUGAAGAUAAAGAUCAUCGCCCCCCCUGAGAGGAAGUACUCGGUGUGGAUCGGCGGCUCCAUCCUGGCGUCCCUGUCCACCUUCCAGCAGAUGUGGAUCAGUAAGCAGGAGUACGACGAAGCCGGACCCUCCAUCGUCCACCGCAAGUGCUUCUAGAAGCCCCGCCCCUGCCCCUAGCCCCUCCCUCUGCACCGUCUUACCGUAGCCCUCACCGAGCGCAGAUUAGCACCAGCGACAGGUCUGAGAUCAGCCCCCCAGUCAUUAUUUUAACGGGAAAACGUCCCUGUAACGUUCUGUUUUCGGCCCAAGCCUCGCCCCCUCUCUGCUCACCUGUAAAACUGUGAAUGUGCUUGUCCUCCAUCUUUAACCCCGCCCACCUCCACCUCCACUCCCCGCCCCCUAACCUCCAUGUUGGUACUGUUUGUUGUCGAUAAGUGUGUUUGUAUUUUUGAUGAAUAAAGCUUGAAUGUUUCCCGCCGGUUGUUUUCUUCCACGGUCGGCGUCGAACGCACUCACGCGGCGCUUGGAUGUGAUGUCACAGCUGUUGAACUAUGGGUAGGAUUAGAACGGGGGGGCGUGUCCUGAACACAAACUUGUAGAAGAAGAAGUGAAAGUUGGUUUUGUCUUGUGAAUGUGAUGUGACGUCGACAACAUGGAAGUGACGGUCGAAUGCCCCAGGAAGACAAAUAAAAGAGCUCAUACAGGAAA
Molecule: messenger RNA, 1885 nt
Organism: Sphaeramia orbicularis (orbiculate cardinalfish)
Lineage: Eukaryota; Metazoa; Chordata; Actinopteri; Kurtiformes; Apogonidae
Product: actin, alpha skeletal muscle B-like
Exons: 9
Coding region: 200-1333 (377 amino acids)
Source: RefSeq, a predicted model, not a curated record